AAUCGUCUGCCAACGCGGCUUCUAACGGAAUUACGGAGAUCCCGCUCCGCCGUGUGGUUUUGUUUUGUAUAAAAGAGGAUCGACCGUUUUCUAGAAAAUCGUUUUCAUUGUUGGAAGAUUGUUGACGUUUCGAUUUGUUUUUGCUUACAAGACGCGAAAGAUAAAGAAAACUUUGAAAAAGAUGCCAUUUCGAACAAAAAUGCUUAUUCAGUGUUCUCUUUUUGCCAUUCUUCAUACAGUAACCGAAGGGAAGUGCAUCUUCCAGUUCCAUAGUCAGCAGACUGCCCAGGGAAAUUUUUCCUCCCCCCAAUUUCCAGGAAACUACUCUGAAUCUUUGGAAUGCAUCUACAACUUCCAGGGUAAGGAACAUGAAACACUUAAGCUCACUUUUCACGAGUUCGACUUGGAACCGCCCUUCAAAAAAGGGUGCUUGACUGACUAUAUCGAUGUUUCGACUAUCACCAUCAUCGGGAGCAAGUUCCUCGUGGGUCGAUAUUGUGGCGAUGAUAUACCUGCCUCCAUGCUCUUUAUGAACCCUCAUGCGGAGAUCAUCUUCAAGACGAAUCUCGUCAUCCACAGAAAGGGAUUCCACGGAAGCUACCACUUUCAGGAUGAGAAGACAAUCCCUCCUCCACGCUCGACGGGAAACGUGAGCAGUUGCGGAGGUACUGUGACUGGGGUGGGCGGAAUCAUCGCAUCCCCUGGCUUCCCCUACUACUUCCCGAAAGACGUCGACUGCAUCUGGCUGAUCAGAGUUGAUUACCACAUGAAGAUCUAUGUCCGCAUACUCAAGAUGCAACUCUACGGGAGCAUAGCCAACUGUGCGGAAGCGGAGCUGACGUUGUACGACGGCUACUCCAGCAUAUCCUUCAACCCGAAAGUACUGCAGAAAUACUGCGGAGACCUCCGGUACUACAAGAACGUCGAAGAGCAGACACAGCUGUCCUCCAGAAAUAGGCUUUUACUCAGGUUUAAAACUUCUGCAGCUCAGGUUAUGAAAGGAGAAGACUUAGACAAAAAUGCCGUCGGCUUUAAAAUAGUGUGGACAGCUGUGGAUUUUAAAAAAGAAGGUCAAUGUCAAGAGUUUAUUUGCAAAGAGAGCCGGUACUGCUUCAGCUCCCUCGAGAAUUCUUGUGCUGAAAUGAAGAACUACUGCAUUGACAAAUCGCUCGUCUGCAACGGACACCCGAAUUGCGGGAAUGAGGAUUAUACGGAUGAAGAUAAAUGCAAUAUCCCAUUGCUAGCCGGUUGCGGUGCAGCAGGAGGAGUUCUUCUAUUGAGUUUCCUGAUCGGGUUCUGCCUUUAUAGGAGGCACGGGAGUAUCCGUAACUCCCACUCCCAGUCCCUCAACAUGCAACUGCGUCAACUGGAACACAGUCCCUCCUACUCAGGUAGACCCCCCAGCUCUCACUUCUACUAUCCCAGUGAUCCCAACUGCAGCGUCCAUGCCGCCAGUUAUGAGCUCCUGCACACGAAGCCCAUGGCCAGGAUAGAGAAAAGAGUAAUGCGUUGAAAAAAAAAUCAAAAUCAUAUGAAUUCGAAAGCAUAUGCUAUAGAAUUUCACGAGGUAUUCUUAGCAUCGCCAUUCUAUGGAAAAGAUGUUCGAAGGCUUUUCCAAGAAUUGUUGAAAGAACAAAAGAAGAAAAUUAAUAUUUUUUUACUUUUUUCAAACUUGUAUUUAUGAAGAACUGAGAAAGAAAUGAAAAGUCAAAUUCUUUACGCUGCGACAAUAUUUCCUAAGAAGGUUUUUCUUUAAUGGCUGUUAUCAUUCAAAGUGAAACAAUUUCUUGAUCAUAUAUUUAGAUAAAACUAAACACGAAUGUACAAGACUAAUUUUUAAUUAUUCCUUACAAGUAUUGUAAAUGUGUAACU
Argiope bruennichi is the source of this 1872-nucleotide messenger RNA. RefSeq names its product CUB domain-containing protein 2-like. Gene Ontology annotation, molecular function: protein binding. Gene Ontology annotation, cellular component: plasma membrane. The transcript is spliced from 10 exons. Lineage: Eukaryota; Metazoa; Arthropoda; Arachnida; Araneae; Araneidae. The coding region runs from base 182 to 1513 and encodes 443 amino acids. The record is from RefSeq and is a predicted model, not a curated record.